UCUGCUCUGUUAGCUUCACACUCUCUUUUAGCUCCACCGAAGCUUCAGAGAGAGAAAAAUGGCGAAGACCGAGCGCACAGUGCUACAGUUCUCGCCGACAUUGACGGCCAAGGUUCAUCCUCUCGUCAUCUUCAACAUCUGCGACUGCUACGUCCGCCGCCCUGACCAGACCGAGCGCGUCAUCGGCACGCUCCUCGGCUCCGUCCUGCCCGAUGGCACUGUCGACAUCAGAAACUCCUACGCCGUUCCUCACAGCGAGAACUCCGAGCAGGUUGCUUUGGAUAUUGAUUACCAUCACAAUAUGCUGAUAUCUCAGCAAAAGGUGAACCCUAAGGAAGUCAUUGUUGGAUGGUACUCAACUGGUCUUGGAGUUACUGGUUGUAGUGUGUUAAUCCAUGACUUCUAUUCUAGUGAGGUUCCCAAUCCAGUUCAUUUGACCGUUGAUACGGGAUUCAGUAAUGGAGAGGGUGCACUAAAGGCAUAUGUUUCAUCAAAUUUGUCUCUGUCUUUUGGAGAAACAAAGCAAAGGCAAGGAGAUCGUCAACUUCCUCUAGCAGCACAGUUUCAAGAAAUUCCUCUUGAUCUUCGCAUGGUUGAAGCUGAGCAAGUUGGAUUUGAUAUUCUCAAGCCAACAAUGACUGACAAGCUUCCAACUGAUUUGGAAGGAAUGGAAGCCUCAAUGGAGCGGCUACUUGCUUUAAUUGAUGAUGUCUAUAAAUAUGUUGACAAUGUUGAUGAGGGACGUGUUGCACCGGAUAAUAAUGUAGGGCGGUUUCUAUGGGAUGCUGUAGAAUCUCUUCCAAAAUUGUCUCCAGCAGUUUUUGAUAAGCUAGUGAAUGACAGCUUGCAGGACAAUAUGCUUUUGUUAUAUUUGUCGAGUAUCACCAGGACACAGCUUACCCUAGCUGAAAAGUUGAACACAGCUGCUCAGGUUCUGUAAGGCCUAUCCACUUAGAAGAUCUAUGUCCCAAAACAAUUUUUCAUACAAAGUCUUAUUAGUGAUAUAUGGCCUUCUGUGGCCAUAAUUUUCUGAGAAGGUUGUAAUACUUUUGUUUUAUUUUGAAUAUAGGUAGGGAUUUCAAUGUUAUCAAGAAUUUCUUCUGGUUUAAAUCUAGGAACAUGACCUCUUAUUGUUUGACUGCCUAAA
Molecule: messenger RNA, 1147 nt
Organism: Argentina anserina (silverweed cinquefoil)
Lineage: Eukaryota; Viridiplantae; Streptophyta; Magnoliopsida; Rosales; Rosaceae
Product: eukaryotic translation initiation factor 3 subunit F
Exons: 6
Coding region: 59-940 (293 amino acids)
Biological process (GO): translational initiation
Cellular component (GO): eukaryotic translation initiation factor 3 complex, eIF3m
Molecular function (GO): translation initiation factor binding; metallopeptidase activity; translation initiation factor activity
Source: RefSeq, a predicted model, not a curated record